Messenger RNA from Cottoperca gobio, 1138 nucleotides. RefSeq names its product sterile alpha motif domain-containing protein 12-like. The coding region runs from base 156 to 434 and encodes 92 amino acids. Gene Ontology annotation, molecular function: protein binding. Gene Ontology annotation, cellular component: cytoplasmic side of plasma membrane. Gene Ontology annotation, biological process: cell surface receptor protein tyrosine kinase signaling pathway. The transcript has 4 exons. Lineage: Eukaryota; Metazoa; Chordata; Actinopteri; Perciformes; Bovichtidae. The record is from RefSeq and is a predicted model, not a curated record.
GGAAGAAGGAUGUGUUGCGCAUGCGCCCGCUUGGUGGGCGGAUACGGGAAAAGGAAUGUACCUCAUGAAAAUAAUUCCAACAGGUAGAGACAAGGGUCGCCAUUAAUGAUAUCAUCCUGACCGGAGGGUGUUGCUGCUGAUGUGGCUGCAGAGUGAUGGACCUGUCGAAGCGAGUGUCGUUGUGGUCGGUUGAAGAAGUGUUGGAGUGGCUGCAGGAUCAGCACCCGACCCUCAUGGGCACGCUCCAGAAGGCCAUAAUUAAACACGCCAUAUCAGGCCGUGUGUUGCUGAGAUUAAAGGACCAUCACCUGGAGCUCCUCGGGGUGGAGUCUGAGGAGCUGCAGCAGGACAUCUUGCAGGACCUCCUCCUCCUCAGAGUGCAAGAAGAAAUCACUGAACUCAACAACCUCUGCUCCGAGUGUUUUUCUUCAUAGCGGCAAAUAAAUAUCAUCCAGAGAAAUGCGGCAUAUUUUUUUUAUUUUCCAUUCAUCCAUUCAUGUGAAGGAGGGAGAAAAGUGGGAGUGAUGGAAACAACAAGAGAAGGUGAAAGAGAAAGAAGAAUCGAUGGCGAAUGAAGAGAGAAAGAAACCCAUUUCCUGCGUGUAAUCUGACCUGUGCAGAUGGAUGAGAUUAGUUUUUACGAGCGUCUUUCUCUUGAGGCCGACUGUCUAUUAGUCUCUGUCUUUCUCUCCGGCGGGUUUACAUCCCAUCAGUGGGUCAGGAAAUACUUUUAGCUAAAACCACUUUGAUCAAGACUGACACAUCUCAACAGCUACUGAAUGAAUCGUAAUGAACCUUUGCACGGACGAUCAUCAUCAUCAUCAUCAUCAUCCCUCGUGGAUGAAUUGUAAUCUGUUAUUGUUUCCUACAGCAUCAUCAUCAAGUCAAAAGUUUCCAACACUUUGGUUGAUGCUAAAUGAAAGUUUAGGUGGUUAUGUUCUAGUGGGACAUAAGGGAUUAUUUUUACGAGUCUAUACAUUGUUUUGUUACGGGGGAAAAAGCUGCAUAUUAUACCUUUAAUGUGAUUAAUCCUGUAUUAACUGGUCCAAACUAUUCAUUUUAUUAUUAUGCCCUAUUUUAUGUAUUGGCAUCAAUAUCACUCCACAUGUGUGUUGCAUACAGUAAAAGGUCAUGUCUA